Acanthamoeba castellanii str. Neff is the source of this 711-nucleotide messenger RNA. RefSeq names its product phosphoglycerate mutase family domain containing protein. Bases 1 to 711 code for a protein of 236 amino acids. Gene Ontology annotation, molecular function: phosphatase activity. Gene Ontology annotation, cellular component: cytoplasm. Lineage: Eukaryota; Discosea; Longamoebia; Acanthamoebidae. The transcript is spliced from 4 exons. The record is from RefSeq and is a predicted model, not a curated record.
AUGGCCGACGUGAAGGUUGUACACUUCAUUCGUCACGGAGAAGCCGAGCACAACGUCGCGGCGCGUCGCCACGGCUGCCAGGAGUACCGCAACUGGGCCUAUCUCGACGCGCCCUUGACAGAAAAGGGAAGAGGCCAAGCCAGAGAAGCCCAGAAGGUCGUGCUGGCCCAAAUGAAGCCGCAGGUGGUGCUGGUGUCGCCGCUCACGCGAACGCUGCAAACAGCCGAGGAAGUCUUCCAACCGCUGAUGGACAGCAGCGAAGGCAAGCCACGGUUCGAGGUGUGCGAGGGCGUGCGGGAGCGAAUCGGUCACCACCCCUGCGACAAGCGACGGACGGUGUCGGAGCUCAAGCCCCAGUUCCCGCAGUUCUCCUUCGAUGCCAUCCUCGACGAGGACGAUUGCCUCUGGAGCGAAGCCCGGGAGCCCACCGAGGACAUCCUGCAGCGCGCCAAAGCUUUCCUAGAGGUUCUGCGACAACGCUCAGAGAAUUGCAUCGGCGUGGUGUCUCACAGCGCGUUCUUGACGGCCAUGUUCGUGGUGCUGACGACGGAAUGCGGCCUGCGGAGCGACGGACCCGAUGGCCCGCCCGACAUCACCUCUGCGUCAUCGCCCGAUGCCGUGGCCAACGGUGGACCCAUGAACGGCGAGUCCAAGCCCUACUUUGCCAACGGCGAGGUCAAGACCGUUGUCAUCCUCCCGCACUCCUCGUGA